Molecule: messenger RNA, 1371 nt
Organism: Zasmidium cellare ATCC 36951
Lineage: Eukaryota; Fungi; Ascomycota; Dothideomycetes; Mycosphaerellales; Mycosphaerellaceae
Exons: 3
Coding region: 1-1371 (456 amino acids)
Biological process (GO): proteolysis
Molecular function (GO): aspartic-type endopeptidase activity
Source: RefSeq, a predicted model, not a curated record
AUGCACGGCAUCCUGCAGCUUGCGCUCACCGCGCUCUCGGCCACCGUCGCCCUGGCCGCACCUGCCUCCUCCAAUGGCCUCAACAAGCGCAGCUUCCAAGCUCAGACCAACGGCCGCGGCCUCGCCAAGAACCCUCUCGAUGAGAUCAAGCUCACUCACCGCAAGUACGGCUGGGAUAUCAUCAUCAUCAACCCAGAGGCCGAGUCCAGCAGCACCGUGACGCUCGAGCCGCCGUCACCUUUCACCUCCAGCUCGUAUGGUGCCCAGGGCACGGCUGCCUCCAGCAGCGCAUCACCAACCCAGUCCCCGUCUUCUGCUGUUGGAUACGGCAACGCCACCAAAGUAGCGGGCGCUGCUGCACCCACCGGCACAGGUUCAGAGGAUGGUUCCGUCGAUGCCAACCCAGAGGAGAACGAGCAGGAGUAUCUCUCGCCCGUCACUGUUGGCGGUCAGAAGCUGAAUCUCAACUUCGACACCGGCUCAGCUGAUCUGUGGGUCUUCAGCAACGAGCUCUCAGAGCAACAGAUCGGCCAGCACACCGUCUACGACGAAUCCAAGAGCAGCAGCUGGCAGUUGCUUGAGGGUGCCACGUGGAAUAUCACAUACGGCGAUGGCAGCGGCGCGAGCGGCAUCGUCGGCUACGACACUGUCGACGUUGGCGGUUCCACAGUUGACAAGCAAGCCAUCGAGCUCGCCACCAAGAUCUCGGCCCAGUUCGAGAGCGACAAGAACAUGGACGGUCUCCUUGGUUUAGCUUUCACGGCAAUCAAUACCGUCGAGCCCACACGCCAGAAGACUUUCUUCGAGAACCUCAUCCCCGACCUUUCCGAGCCCCUCUUCACCGCUGACCUCGAGGAAAUCGGCGGCAAGGGCACCUACGAGUUCGGCAAAAUCGACGACACCAAGCACAGCGGCGAGAUCCACUACGUCGACGUCGACGCCUCAUACGGCUUCUGGGAAUUCAAAGUCCCCGGCUUCGAGAUCGGCGGCCAGAAGGUCCCCUGCACCACCUGCAGCACCGCCAUCGCCGACACGGGUACCUCGCUCGUCUACCUCGACCAGGACAUCGUCGACCAGUAUUUCAGCAACGUCAAGUCCGCGCAGUUCUCCUCUUCGUACGGCACGGUCAUCUACGACUGCAGCGAGACGCUGCCCGACCUCGGCAUCCAGAUCGGCGACUACACGGCCACCAUCAAAGGCAAGGAGAUGGAAUACGCGGAAGUUGAGAGCGGCACCUGCAUGGCGGGUCUGCAGUCCGGCCCAGGUAAUCUGCAGAUCCUCGGCGACGUGUUGUUGAAGCAGUUCUUCGCUGUGUUCGACGGGAAGGAGGGUGCGCCGCGGUUCGGCAUCGCGGAGAAGGGUGGCUAUUGA